This is a messenger RNA of Xenopus laevis (African clawed frog), 2644 nucleotides long. It is a transcript of the gene htra4.L, whose product is annotated as HtrA serine peptidase 4 L homeolog. The transcript is spliced from 9 exons. Gene Ontology annotation, cellular component: extracellular region. Gene Ontology annotation, molecular function: serine-type endopeptidase activity; serine-type endopeptidase inhibitor activity. NCBI's taxonomy places the organism in Eukaryota, Metazoa, Chordata, Amphibia, Anura, Pipidae. The record is from RefSeq and is a predicted model, not a curated record. The coding region runs from base 809 to 2218 and encodes 469 amino acids. Gene Ontology annotation, biological process: programmed cell death; proteolysis; positive regulation of apoptotic process.
UAGGGGGUGGGUGUAAAGUGAGUGAUAGGUGGGGCUGUAUUUCUAUACACCUCCUUGUCUGGGGGCUGUACAGAUAAUUCUUGGCUGGACAGAGAGAGAGAGAGAGAGAGAGAGAGAGAGAGAGGAGCAAGCAGUGAGGAGAGCAGAGAGCAGAACUGAUGCUGGAGGUGCUAAGUUUCCCUCUAUCAGACAGAUUACAGGGGACAACUUUCCUGUUUUAUUCUGCUGCUUUGGUAACUUGCAAGAGGGGAAAGGUGGGGAAGCUAGACAGGUAUAUUUACAGCAAAGGGGGAAGAUUAAUACAACAAAACAAUCCAGUUCUAGAUCUAUGUAUGAAGAGGCUGUUGAGAUUCUAGUGGGUUUUUUUUUAACUUAAAAUUGCUGUAAUUAGUAAAAAAAAACUAACUAAAAAAGAAUUAGAGGGUUCGGUGCAAUUUAAUAUUUACAACAAAAAAGAAAAUCUUGGGUUAGAAUGAGGCUGAAUGGAGUUUAGUGUAUCAAGAGAAAGAGGUUCUCAGGUCAUUCUUUAGUCAAUAGAGGUGUAACAUCGGAAAUCUAGGGUUCAAGCUGUUGCAGAACUAAGGGAGUUGGGAUUUAGAAGAAAGGGUCUCAUAUUGAGUGGUGACUGAGAGGAUUUUGCCCAGAGGGUUUAAUGUGCCUUUGUUUAUUAAAUAUAGAAGUUAAAUUCAUGAGUUGGAGCCAAAUCAUUACGAUUAAGGAUCAGAGAGUCUGGAGGUGGUCACAUCUAAGAGUCAGUUGGUUGAGUUAAUGUUGUAGGGUCCAUUUUUGCCUUUACUUAGUCAAGGAUAUGUCUCCUCCAUGGUCCUUUCUCCCUAUUUUUUUCCUCUUCCUCUCCACCUCUGCUGCCCCUGGUAUCUCUCGCCGGCAAACACCAAAUUGCCCCCGGAUCUGUGAGCUUUCCCGCUGCCCACGUAUCCAGAUGCCAUGCCAAGCAGGUGAGGUACGGGACUCCUGUGGCUGCUGUCCAGUAUGUGGGGCAAAUGAAGGGGAGGCCUGCGGGCAGCGUGGGGGUGCCCCUUGUGGAGAGGGCAUGGAAUGUGUCCUUCCUGCUGUUGGGGGCUCAGCUAGAAGAAGAGUCGGAGUGUGUGUUUGCAGUACCAGUGAACCCGUGUGUGGGAGCGAUGGGAGGACCUACCGGAACCUGUGCCACCUCAAAGCAGAGAACAGGCUGGCAAGGCUGCAGAAUUCUCCUCCUGCCAUCCACAUACAAAAGGGACCAUGUGAUACAGGUUCCCAUUAUCCUGACAGCCUGAGAUACAAGUUUAAUUUCAUUGCUGAUGUUGUGCAGAAGAUUGCCCCAGCUGUGGUACAUCUGGAAUUGUUCAGAAGGUCUCCAUUCACAGGUCAGGAGAUGGCUGUGUCCAGUGGCUCUGGCUUUAUUGUGUCCGAUGAUGGCCUCAUAGUAACAAAUGCCCACGUACUUACAAACAAGCAGCGCAUUAAAGUAGAAGUGAAAGAUGGUGCUCACUAUGAUGCAAAGAUCAAAGAUAUUGAUCAGAAACAGGAUAUUGCACUGAUUAAGAUUGAUCCAGACGCUCCUCUCCCAGUUCUCAUGCUGGGCAGAUCUUCGGACCUGAGGCCUGGAGAAUUUGUGGUAGCAUUGGGAAGUCCCUUUUCCCUACAGAACACGGUUACCACCGGAAUCAUCAGCACUACACAGCGAGGAGGCAAGGAAUUGGGCUUGAAAGACUCUGACAUGGAAUAUAUUCAAACUGAUGCCAUAAUAAAUUAUGGUAAUUCCGGAGGACCACUUGUAAAUUUGGAUGGAGAGGUUAUAGGCAUAAAUACAUUAAAGGUAACAGCGGGCAUAUCCUUCGCCAUUCCAUCAGAUCGCAUAAGGCAGUUUUUGGCAGAGUCACAUGACAGGCAACUUAAAGGAAAGGUACUGCCAAAGAAGAAAUACAUGGGAGUGCGUAUGUUACAGCUUUCCUCAAGUCUAAUCCGUGAGCUCAAAAUGCGAGAUAAGGACUUUCCUGAUGUCAAUGCCGGAGUUUAUGUGUUUGAAGUCAUUCCUGGAACGGCAGCUGCAAGUGCCGGCAUGAAGGAUCAUGAUGUCAUUAUCAGCCUCAAUGGAAAGAUGGUGAGCAGCACCGAGGAAGUGAGUGAAGCCGUGCGGAAUAAUGAAACCUUAUCCAUCGUGGUGCGACGUGGAAACGAAGAUAUUAUCCUCAACGUGGUGCCCGAGGAGAUGGGAUAGGGGGUCAGUUCUUCCAUCUUCAUCACCUCUGUCCCCCGACCAUCUCUUUUAUGCUGUGUUUUUUUUUGGGUACAGAAGUUUUCAACCCAGUCCUUGUAAUUUCAUUGUCUGGGGACUUCUCAAUAUUACCCAGGAAUAUGGUAUGUGCUGGGUGGGCUCACGUUUAUUGACUCAUACAAAGUAGCUGUGACUGUGCAUGAGUUGCUCUGAUGCCAGCCACAGGCUUUCUAUCUGAUCUAAUUUGCAAAUGAAGAAGUGCUAAUUAGAUUUACAGACUGUACUGCUAAUCGUCCAAUGGGAAUAAGUGUUAUACAGCUAAACGUCAGUGUAUCUAUGAAAGCCGUAAAGUAUUCAUCUUGAUAUAUCUCUAAAGUGUAGAACCUCACUGUAUCAACGGACAUAAAAUAAAAAUGCAAAAUGUUGUAA